Eupeodes corollae is the source of this 1122-nucleotide messenger RNA. RefSeq lists its product as uncharacterized. The record is from RefSeq and is a predicted model, not a curated record. Lineage: Eukaryota; Metazoa; Arthropoda; Insecta; Diptera; Syrphidae. Bases 91 to 1044 code for a protein of 317 amino acids. The transcript has a single exon.
ACAUAUUUUAUCCAUUACUCAUUUACAUAUAUGUAUAAAUUUUCUAUGAAAAAAAUAUUCAACUAUAUUUUCUAAGCAAUUUGUUACAAAAUGGAGAGCACUUUUGAAUUUGAUCCAGAAGUAUUGGACAAUUUAUACAAACAUCAAUUGCAGCAACUUAAAGAAUUUACCCUUAAACUCGAUCGCAUCCAAGAUAUAAAUCUUUGUCGCAAAUGGUUGCAGAUUCUCAAUAAGACUUCCGAAGAUGAGAAAGUCUCCAGAAAUUGUCUCUGUGUUUUGAUGUGUCAACAAUUGAAAAACGAUGGACGCCUUUCAAUGCCAUUCACCGAUUUAUCAAAUUGCAAUCGGGAUCUUAAUCAGGUUCUGGCUGCUUUGGAUAAGAGUCAAUCGGGAAAUUCAGUUAUAUCGUCGUCGUCUUCGUCAAGAGAACUUUCACCUUAUAUUCCAGUUGAAAGAUAUGCUUCACAGGAGAACGAAAUUGUAAGACUCAGACAAGAACUAAUGGAUAUACGUGUUGAAAUUUCUCAGAAAGAAGCAAAAAUCCAAGAACUAAAUAAAAUAAUCGACAACUGUAAUCAAUGCUCAAUGGAAAACGAUGUAAUCCAACAGAUCACUCAAAUUUUGGAGAACUUUAAGAGUGAAAAAAUAAUCGAGAAUCUCUUCAUAUUUACAAAACUCUUCGCUGAGAACAACAAUCUCGACCUAGAGCAAAAGCUGAUGCAAUUGGACAAAAAACUGCAUAAUGUUUUACAGGAAAUACAAACUGCUCAAGUGCAGAUAGCUCAAAAACAAUUUGACAAUGUCAUCAAAUCCAAAGCAAAACAUUUAAAGAAUCAAGAGCUACGUUUGCAGAAAUUGCAGCACAAACUCAAAACCAAAGUUGCCAAACUAAAAUUUUGUUGGUUGUUAAGUCAAAAUUUCCUCAAAAGCCGACAAAGAGGCCAAACUCAGUUCAUUGAAAUGUUGGACACUUUGGAAAAACGUUACAAGGAUAUUAUUCUUAAAUUUUCCCAAGGCUUACCUUACGACUUGCCGUCCUGGUGACAGUGAUUUCCGAUCUGUAAAUGAGAAGAAUUUUAUUUUGUAGAAUUUAUGUUUUAACAGAAAAUAAAUAUUUAUCCA